AAGUUUAUAAGUGCUGGUCAUUCAUUGUUUGAAUUAGUUAUCGCUGUUGUUACAGGUGGAGUGGUUAGACUGUCAUACAGGACAGUAACAAAACUUUUUUUUCUAUUGUAAUUUUAAAAGUAGAUUGUGUGAAAAUGAGGGAAAUCGUUCAUCUACAAGCUGGGCAGUGUGGGAACCAGAUUGGAGCCAAGUUUUGGGAGGUCAUCAGUGAUGAGCACGGCAUUGACCCCACUGGCACCUAUCACGGUGACAGUGAUCUGCAGCUGGAAAGGAUCAAUGUCUACUAUAAUGAAGCCACUGGUGGCAAAUAUGUCCCCCGUGCUGUCCUUGUUGACCUUGAACCUGGAACAAUGGAUUCUGUCAGGUCGGGACCUUUUGGGCAGAUUUUCAGACCAGACAACUUUGUCUUUGGUCAAAGUGGUGCUGGAAACAACUGGGCCAAAGGCCACUACACUGAGGGAGCAGAGCUUGUUGACUCUGUUCUGGAUGUCGUGAGGAAAGAGGCCGAGAGCUGUGAUUGCCUGCAGGGCUUCCAGCUCACUCACUCACUAGGUGGCGGCACAGGCUCUGGCAUGGGCACGCUGCUCAUCAGCAAGAUCCGGGAGGAGUAUCCUGACCGCAUCAUGAACACCUUCAGCGUGGUGCCUUCUCCCAAAGUGUCAGACACAGUUGUGGAGCCCUACAAUGCCACGUUAUCGGUGCAUCAGUUAGUGGAGAACACCGAUGAGACCUACUGUAUUGACAAUGAGGCGCUCUAUGACAUUUGCUUCCGCACCCUGAAGCUCACCACUCCUACCUAUGGAGACCUGAACCACCUGGUCUCUGCCACCAUGAGUGGCGUAACCACUUGCCUCCGUUUCCCCGGCCAGCUUAAUGCUGACCUCCGGAAGCUGGCUGUCAACAUGGUUCCUUUCCCCCGUCUGCAUUUCUUCAUGCCCGGCUUUGCCCCACUCACCAGUAGGGGGAGCCAGCAGUACCGUGCCCUCACUGUGCCAGAGCUGACGCAGCAAAUGUUUGACGCCAAGAACAUGAUGGCUGCCUGCGACCCGCGCCACGGCCGCUACCUCACGGUGGCUGCCGUCUUCCGCGGCCGCAUGUCCAUGAAGGAGGUGGACGAGCAGAUGCUGAACGUGCAGAACAAGAACAGCAGUUACUUCGUUGAAUGGAUCCCCAACAACGUCAAGACCGCCGUCUGCGACAUUCCACCCAGGGGCCUCAAGAUGGCAGCCACUUUCAUUGGCAACAGCACCGCCAUCCAGGAGCUGUUCAAGCGCAUCUCUGAACAGUUCACUGCCAUGUUUCGUCGCAAGGCCUUCUUGCACUGGUAUACUGGUGAAGGUAUGGAUGAGAUGGAGUUCACUGAGGCCGAGAGCAACAUGAAUGACCUGGUGUCUGAGUACCAGCAGUACCAGGAUGCCACUGCAGAGGAAGAGGGAGAGUUUGAAGAGGAAGGAGAGGAGGAGCUGGCAUAAACAUGUCUACAUGUGCAUCCUCUCUAACGCUCAAUGUUCUAUUGUCUUUUUUUCUGUUCUGUUUUGUUCUCUUUUAACUGUCUCUCUGCUACCAAAAUAAAGCAUUUGGACCAACACUUUCUAAUAAACACUUAACUUUGAUAA
Molecule: messenger RNA, 1616 nt
Organism: Sardina pilchardus (European sardine)
Lineage: Eukaryota; Metazoa; Chordata; Actinopteri; Clupeiformes; Clupeidae
Gene: tubb4ba
Product: beta-tubulin family protein
Exons: 4
Coding region: 135-1472 (445 amino acids)
Biological process (GO): mitotic cell cycle; microtubule cytoskeleton organization
Cellular component (GO): cytoplasm; microtubule
Molecular function (GO): structural constituent of cytoskeleton; GTP binding; GTPase activity
Source: RefSeq, a predicted model, not a curated record